AUGAUGAGAUGUUUCUCACAUUUAUUCGCCAAGAAGCCAUCACCCGAUCCGUCUCAAUCGUCAGGUAAUAUUGGAGAGCCCGGAGAGGCCCUGUUCAACCGGUGCCAGGAGUUUUCAUCCGAAAACGACGCACAAAUUGUGCUAAAGCCUCCCGUCAAAGUGGCUACAGAGGAAGGGAAGAAUGAUUUUUGCAACAUCGUCGCAGAGGAAUGUUCAAAGCAGUUCAUAGGCGGCCAACUUCCAACUAUCGCCCGGGACAUCUUCGCCGGGAAAGGCGCUUUCCAAGCCCUGGGAAACUACCCUGAAGAAUUUCUGCAGUCGGACAACGCUGAAAUAACGGGCGAAUGGCCCCCACCUUAUUCAAACCAACUCUCGACCCAAACCGAGUCAUCUGCGGGGAAAGAUGGUGGGACUUUGCGUCAGCCCCGCUAA
Molecule: messenger RNA, 432 nt
Organism: Penicillium samsonianum
Lineage: Eukaryota; Fungi; Ascomycota; Eurotiomycetes; Eurotiales; Aspergillaceae
Exons: 1
Coding region: 1-432 (143 amino acids)
Source: RefSeq, a predicted model, not a curated record